GCAGGCACACACCUUACUCUCCUCAAAAGACACAUCUUCACAGCCUCACCACAACGGCCAGCCACUACUCACACUGACUCAGCUGCACACAACUCUGCAACAGCCCAGUGGACUGCAGUCAGGAUGAGGAUUGUGUUGGGAGACCAGUGGAUAGAGAGCAGCUUGGUUUUGAUGGGUAUUGUGACUCUUUCUCUUUCCCUGGGAAACCUCUCCAGCAGAGGACAGGAGGAGGGUGUUGCCUCUAACAGUUUGGAGGAUGAACAGGAAGUGACCACAUUCUGGUGGGGAGAGUGGGCUAAAUGGACUGCUUGCACACGUACCUGUGGAGGCGGAGUUAUGUCCCAAGAGAGACACUGUCUGAAACAAAGAAAGAGAACAACAGCUGGCAAGAACAAUAUGACCUGUACAGGCAGUGCCAAAAAAUACCGCCUCUGCAAUACCAAGGAUUGCCCCUCAACUGGAAGCAGCUUCAGGGAGGAGCAGUGCUGGUCCUUCAACUCUCAGAUUUACAGUGGCAAAAGCUAUGAUUGGAAACCCCUCUAUCCUGACGACUAUGUGCAUAUCUCCAGUAACCCCUGUGACCUCCACUGCACAACCACUGAUGGCCAGCGCCAGCUUAUGGUGCCAGCCCGGGACGGCACGUCUUGCAAGUACAGCAACUAUAGGGGAGUGUGUGUAAAUGGAAGAUGUGAGCCAAUCGGGUGCGAUGGAGUGCUUUUCUCACCCAAAACACUGGAUAAGUGUGGUGUCUGUCAAGGGGAUGGCAGCAGCUGCAGCAGAGUCACAGGGAACUUCCGACGUGGGGCAUCCAAUCUGGGAUAUUCCUUCAUCACUCAAAUCCCAGAAGGCUCUUGGGAUAUCCAGAUAAUUGAGAGGAAAAAGUCAGCUGAUAUCCUUGCUGUGACAGAUCAAGCUGGGAAUUUCUUCUUCAACGGCGCAUACAAGGUGGACACCCCUCAGAACUUCCACGCAGCAGGCACCAUCUUCAAGUAUCGGCGGCCCACAGAUGUGUACGAAACAGGGAUCGAGUACAUCGUGGCCAAAGGGCCCAUCGACCAGCCCAUCAAUGUUCUGGUGUGGAACCAGAACGGUCGGAACCCCUACAUCACCUUCGAGUACACGGUUCUUCGGGACGCUCUCCCUCCAGUCUCCCAGCCCCCGCUCUAUACUGGCCCGGACGCCAGAGGAAACGGUGACGUCUCGGUGGAGGUGGGGCGCGUGCUGUCCCAGAACGAGACGGCGUAUGACAGCGUUGGCCUGGAGGGAGAGCCAAACCGCAUGCUGAGGCCCGGCCCGGAAACGGGCGGCGCAGAGGGACAGAAGAUCAGUGGACAAGUGUCCAACGAGGUGUACACAGAGACGGCUGGGGUGGACUGCGAGGACGGAGCUCUGGCCACUCCACAGCAGCCAGGUGUCUCAGAGGGAAAUAGCAGUCAACCCAGUGGCUUGGUUGCCCCACCUUUAGCCACACCCAACAGACUUGGGGACAAGAUGUCUGACUCGGAAAACCUCAUCUGGAGAAUGCUGAUGGGUGAACAGGUUGGUCAGGACAAGCUGAUGGUGAAUAUCACGACCAAUCAGCUCCUGACACAGGGGGAGGGACAGUUCUCGGCAGAAAUGGGGCCACUGGAACUGGACUAUGGCGGCCUGGAGUCAAACACUGGCUUCAGUCUGAAUGGCUCCUCUUUCCUGGAGUUCUCGCUAGCGCGCAGAAACAACGACACUGGAGACCUGCCCCUCCAGAACAGGACCAUGUUCCCUGGGCUAAGAAAUGGAAACCGUACGAGUCGGACCAGGAAUCAUCAGAAAUUCCUGCAAAAGAAUUUCAAGCUGAGUCCAGCUGACAUGUACCGCUGGAAACUCUCCUCUCAAGAGCCCUGCAGCAUGACAUGCUCCAUCGGCGUGUCCAGAUCCUUCGCCAUGUGUGUUCGUUAUGACGGGGUAGAGGUGGAAGAUAGGCACUGUGACGCUUUGACUCGACCCGAGCCCGUCCACGACUUCUGCAUUGGAAGGGAAUGCCAGCCCAGAUGGGAGGCCAGCAGCUGGAGCGAAUGCUCUCGUACCUGUGGCGAGGGCUUCCAGUUUCGGCUGGUGCGCUGCUGGAAGAUGCUGUCCCCAGGCCUGGACAGCUCCGUCUACAAUGACCUCUGCACUCUGGCAGACCUGGAGCGCCCCCCGGAGCGUCGGCCCUGCAAGAGCCCCACGUGCGGCCCGCAGUGGGAGGUGGCCGAGUGGUCCGAGUGUCCCGCUAAGUGUGGAAGCAGGGCCCUAGUCUCACGUGAUGUCAGAUGCUCAGACGAAACCAGGCCGUGUGACGAAUCCACUCGUCCGCCAGCGGCCAAGAACUGCACCGGGCCACCGUGUGAGAGACAGUGGACCGUUUCUGAGUGGGGACCGUGCUCUGGGUCAUGUGGGCAAGGGAAAAUGGUCCGCCAUGUGUACUGCAAAACACCAGAGGGGCGAGUGGUUCCUGAGACCCAGUGCUCCUCAGAAAACAAGCCCCUGGCCAUCCACCCAUGCGGGGAUAAGGACUGCCCACCGCACUGGCUGACACAAGAUUGGGAGAGGUGCAACACAACAUGUGGCCGUGGCAUCAAGCAGAGGAUAGUUCUGUGUGCGGGCAUCACCGGGGGAAAGUUUCAGAUCCACGACGAUGAGGCGUGCGACCCUGGUGUUCGUCCUGAGCACGAGAACACCUGCUUUGAGAGACCGUGCUUCAAGUGGUACACUACGCCUUGGUCAGGGUGCACUAAGACUUGUGGGAUAGGAGUGCGCAUGAGGGAUGUGAAGUGUUAUCAGGGAAGGGAGCUGGUGAGAGGAUGUGACCCGCUAACCAAGCCUGUCGCCAAGCAGACCUGCGCCCUUCAGCCCUGCCCAACAGAACCUCCAGAUGAAAACUGCAACGACCGUCCCACCACAAACUGCUCGCUGGCCCUGAAGGUGAACCUGUGCAGCCACUGGUACUACAGCAAAGCCUGCUGCCAUUCCUGCCGGACCCUCCGUUCCUCCUAGUCACAUCCCCCGAGGCACGGGAGGCCCAGCGUCUGAGGCACGGGAGUCCUCACCCGCCCGCCUUGCUUCGGUUGGCCCGCAAUUCAGUAGUUUUUGUCUGUUUUCAAAGAUGGGAGCCAUAGCUGAACUCUGACCUCCCUCCAGGAGGUAUCAUC
Clupea harengus (Atlantic herring) is the source of this 3167-nucleotide messenger RNA. RefSeq names its product ADAMTS like 2 (gene adamtsl2). Gene Ontology annotation, cellular component: extracellular matrix. The record is from RefSeq and is a predicted model, not a curated record. Gene Ontology annotation, biological process: extracellular matrix organization. Lineage: Eukaryota; Metazoa; Chordata; Actinopteri; Clupeiformes; Clupeidae.